This is a messenger RNA of Symbiodinium natans, 975 nucleotides long. The record is from the annotation of a GenBank genome assembly. NCBI's taxonomy places the organism in Eukaryota, Dinophyceae, Suessiales, Symbiodiniaceae.
AUGACGCCACUCCCAUUGCUGCUUCUCGUGGCUGUGGCUGCGCGCCCUCUGAGCGCCAUGCGCGCGCGAGGCGCGGAGAGAGAAGUGAGCCCCGGCUACCCGCCGACGGAGCAGCAGCUCCAGCGCCUGACGCCUCGAUGCCGAGAGCAGCUGCAGGGUCUGAAGGACGACUUGGUGGGAUUUUGCCUUCAGCAGUUUCCGCAGGGGGUGGCCUGCAACCUCAUGGUGGGGAUGGUCUUCGCCGGCGAGAGCAACACCUUCGCCGUGGAGAACCUGACGUCAUCUGACAAGGACUCCAUGCUUUGGGCAGGGAUGUGGGACGGAGGUGAGCCUGGCCGCACCAGCAAGAAGGCCCUUCUUCACUUCGCCAACCUCGUGGACGCCAGCACGGUCCAUCCCAGCACGAAGCUCGGGGAGAUGGUCGAGAAGCAUGGAGAUCUCCAAGCGUGCAACAACGAUCUCGCUGCACAGGUCUCUUUCACAGGCGAACGUAGGGAUGAGGGCCUGGUCCCGAACUUUUGGAAGAUGGCCAGCGAGAGAUUUGUGAAGGACAUGAAAGGAUCGUUGCAGGGCAGCGUCGUGGUCAUCGUGAACAAGGACUUGGAUCCAAGCGCUGAGCGCAGUUUCUACAAGUCGGUCCUCUACAAUUACGAGCUGCCGACGAUUGCCACGACCGUGAACCUCAACUCCUUCUAUGCGAGCUUCGACCCCUGGCACGUGCGCACGUUUGCGCCCGGGCGGAAUCAUUGGCUCCCACAGAUGCUGGUGGUGGACCUGCGCGAUACCUGCGAGGAGAUGGUCGAAUCCAUUAAGGGCAAGCUGCUCAUGGCAUGCGAAACGACCUGCGAUGUCCAAGAGUGGCUCAAGAAGAAGCCUUUGCGAUGUCUGCCUUGCGCCGCAGGUUGCAAGUUGGACCAAAGCUUCGCAAAGAAGGUAAAGAAGGAGCUCAACCGGAAGUGGUACCACAUCUUCUGA